This is a messenger RNA of Austrofundulus limnaeus, 2845 nucleotides long. RefSeq names its product nucleophosmin 1b (gene npm1b). Bases 62 to 931 code for a protein of 289 amino acids. Gene Ontology annotation, cellular component: nucleoplasm; cytoplasm; centrosome. Gene Ontology annotation, molecular function: RNA binding; histone binding; chromatin binding. The record is from RefSeq and is a predicted model, not a curated record. The transcript has 11 exons. NCBI's taxonomy places the organism in Eukaryota, Metazoa, Chordata, Actinopteri, Cyprinodontiformes, Rivulidae. Gene Ontology annotation, biological process: ribosomal small subunit export from nucleus; regulation of centrosome duplication; chromatin remodeling.
UUGGCUCGGCGAGCUGCCCGUCACGCCAGACUUCUGGAAGUGUCCGCCGCCCACAACGAACAUGGAGGACGAUAUUUCCGAUUUGAGCAGACCGCAAAUGUUUUUGUUCGGUUGUACCUUGAAAUCGGAUAAGCGGGAGUUUAAAGUUGACAUAGAUGACGACGAUGCAGAACAGCAGCUGUCACUCAAAGCAGUGUGUCUGGGUGCUGAGGCUGAGGACAAGUUCCACCUGGUGGAAGUGGAAGGGCUCACGUAUGAUGCAAAGGCUACCAAAGUGCCGCUUGUUGUCCUGAAGCCCUCCGUCCUGCCCUCUAUGAAUUUAGGUGGGUUUGAGAUCACUCCUCCAGUAACCUUUCGUCUGGUGUCUGGUUCUGGACCGGUCCACAUCAGCGGGCAGCAUUUUGUCAGUGUGAAGGAGUCUGAUGAUGAAGAGGAGGAAAACAACACGUCACCGGUGAAGAGGCCUGCAAACCUGUCGUUGAAGAAGCCUCCCUUGAAAAAACUAAAGAUGGAUUCAGACGAAGACGAUGAUGACGAAGAAGAAGACAGUGACGAGGACGACGAUGAUGAUGAUGACAGUGAUGAAGAUGAUGUGAAGCCUCAGAAGAGUGUGGAGAAAGUACCUAAAAAAAUCCCAGAAUCUUCAGCUAAAAAGGCCAACAAGACGCCAGUGAAACAAAACGGCCCUGCAGGAAAACCGUCUGGAUCAGCAACCAAACCUCAGAUUAAGACACCUUCCCAGGGAAAAGAUAAACCUAAAACUCCAUCUCUGUCUGACGUGAAGAAUAAACUGUCAACGGCAGCUAAAGAGGGGAGACCACUACCCAAGACAGAGCAGAAGUUUGAAAACUACUUGAGGACUUCUUUUAAAAUCAUAGACAAAAAUGUGGUCAAAGAUCUCUGGAGUUUUCUGCAAACACAGAAGAAGUAACGUUUAUCCAGAAGCAUUUCUGUGUUUUCCUGCAAGACUUUUAAAAGGCCCAGUCAACACACUCUUAUCCUGUCAACACGUCUGAGGUCUAUGGCUGGAAAAGUUGCAUUUAAAUCAUAGAAUCGGACACUUUUUUUUUUAAAAGAUGCAAAGCAUUUCUUGUGCUGGUUCCUCACAUCAUGUGAACCGGGCGGUUAAUUCUUUGUAUCAGCAAAAGUACUGUUUUGUUUAAAUAUACAUUUAUGUUCUUGAAAUUUUCCAGAUCAUCUACUAUUUGUUAAUGGAUUUCACUAUUUCUUUUUUUUUUUUUUACCAUUUUCCGAAACGUUUUGCCCCAAUGAAUGUAACACUUAAGCUAUAACUCAAGGGAUGAACUGGUGUUUUAUAACAGCCAACUUCACAAAUAUAUAACCUGUUUUAUUUGCUAUAUUUAAAUUAAACCAGUAACAAUGAGGUGAUUUGAUUUAUAGCGGUGGUUUUCAAACUUUUUAGCUUCCGGCCCACAAAAUAACAGUUGCACAAACUUGCGAUCCCAGAUUUUACUGGUUAAUAUUUGCAAACGUUGCUAACACCUGUAUUAAACAUGGACAAAAUAACAAUAUAAGCAAACCUAAUAACCUUGAAACUACUUUUAUUAAUUUAUUAUUGUUAUUAUUUUUCCAUAUUUAUGGUGACUUUUGCUAAUACCAAUUUCUUUACAUUUAAAUUGUCUGCAAAUCAUUUGGGGACCCUCACUUGAUGUUUCAUGACCCACAAAGGGGUCCACACCCUAACUUUGGGAACCAUUGGUCUAUAGUUGUGGAUCAACUGGAUGAUGCUUCAGUAACAGACAACCAGUGGGAAAAAACCCCACUGUCACAGAAAGACUUUGAUAGACUUUCAGAUGAUCUGGUAAAUCAUUGCAAUAAGUUCAUGUUUCAAAUAAUUCAAUUAAAAGCAUCACUGAGGCAAAAUCUAACAACGUGAAGGUGACUGAAGAUGUUUGCACAGUACAGUAUCUUGUUUUUAUUUGACUAAAAGACUUAAAAACAGAAAUCCUACUCACAAAACCAGCUGCAGUACUAAGAAGGAUUAUAUGGUGUACCUGUCCGGUUGGAUGGUUUCUUCCUCGGUUGUUGAAAGCGAGGUUGAGGUUUCAUCACUUCCUGUUGCUUUAUGCAAGAGGCUCCUCAACAGAUCCUUCACUUUUUAUUUCUUAAAGUUUUCAUUUCUUAAACUGUUUCUUUUCUUUUUUUUAAACAACAUAAAAGGAGAAAUUGAUUGCAGAUUGUGUCUUCAGAAGUCUCAGCUGUAAUAUUCAGGACCGCUAAUAAAGAGCACGAUAAUUUCCUAUCAUCAGCCAGUAAGUGUCUUUUGCUUCUGUCUAUUUUUUUGUUUCUCAACAAGCUCGCUGAAGAAAUGUUGAUUUGUUAAACUGUAAUUCGCUCUUUCAUGUAAAAGCUCUGUUGUGUCUCUCAGUUUGUAGAAUUACUUUAGCGACUCUUUUUUUGUUAAAACCCUGAUGAAAUCUGUUUUGCUGUAACGUUUCCUAAACUUUGGUUCCACAUUAAGAUUUGGUUAGUUGUAGGCUUCUUUACCUAAAUGAUUAGAUGAGUACCUUAUCAGUACCUCGAUAAAUCGAUAAAUUCCCUAAAGCUAAAACUUUAAAGCCUUUCCUGGAGUUGAAGUGUUUGUCUCUUUUAUUUCUAAGGCUUAAAAAAAUUAAAAUGCUUAAAGAAAACUGUCAGUCAUUUCUACUAAUUCGUCUAAGACUUGAUUAACUUUAUUUUCUGUGAAUGAUCUUCUUGUUUUGUUGAAAAAGCUGGCAGCUGAACUGUUUUAAAUGUUUGCUUCCUGUGUCUUAGGAACAUUUAGCCCCCUAUUUUUUAAAUGUAUGUUCAAAUUUGCUAUUAAAGUGUUUUCUUUUUCAAAAUA